This is a messenger RNA of [Torrubiella] hemipterigena, 4388 nucleotides long. The record is from the annotation of a GenBank genome assembly. Lineage: Eukaryota; Fungi; Ascomycota; Sordariomycetes; Hypocreales; Clavicipitaceae.
CUUAGGACGCCAACGGCAGAACAAACAGGCCCAUUGCCGUAGGUGUGGCGAUGGGUUGGACGUUAAUGGUGGUAUCUAAAGCGCAAUACGUAGCAGCAAGUAAGACGAAGCGUAUCUAGCUAGAGCUACUGUAGUACCACCACAGUCCUCCAAGUACAGAGCAAAGAACAGCGCUGCUUACUAUUACUGAUGACGCGACGCUAAACUACCAGAUCGUCCGUGCCAACUGUCUUACAAGGUUACGCUCCAAGCGUUGCAUUCUUGCUCAUGCCAAUGCGAGCAUAUGCUAUAUCGGGACCUCAGCAAAAACAUGGACCAGUUUCAAAGUACCGGUAAGCCACGCGCACAAGAAAGCUUUUUCUGGUUCAGACUUGUGAUAGAGGAUCUGGAUAUGCGUAUCUCCGGUCAAGGUUAAUAGCAGCACAAGGGAGGCACAGUUGGAUAGGACGAUAGACACUGCUAUGUAACUCGACGUAGAGGCGUUAAGUACACAUGGCGUCAUUCUCUUAGCAAGUUUCUGGCGAAUGGUACUGUUGCGUACGAUACAAUGCUUACGGAGACACUCCCCCAACAACGCUGGCCUAUUCUCAGGAUAGUGGAUUUGAGAUUAACUCUUCAACCUCCACCUGAGAAGGGAGGGGAGAAGAAAAAAGCAAAGAAAAUAAAGAGAUAAAAGGGUAAUCGCAAUAAAAGAAACGCUCAGGGGCGUUGUUUCUUCCAAAAUUAGCCAAAAGCUCAUCACCUCGGCGCCCUGUCAAAAACGCUCAUCUCGCCUGCAUGAGUUGCCAUUGGGCGGGCACUCGGCUUCACCCCGCAGCAGUGCACAAGGAAGGGCAGUAGCUUGCCUGUGGAGCCACGGCAAAGAAACCUGGCGCGUCUUUUCGCCUCGCAAAUUUCCUCGCUUGUUGCCAUUAAAGCAUCCCUUUUGUGCGCUUUGCCACAAACAGGCACGGCUUGACGUAUUCCAUCGUUAUCACUACACCGUUGUUCUAUUUUUCUUUAGUUCCUUUUUCUAGUCGGCCUGAAUUACGCGGUCGCCCUGAUUGGCCAAUUCGUCAUCGUCACAGCAUUCACCGUCUGCCGCUGCCUCGUUGAACCUGUUGGACGCAUCAUCACGUCGUUGCAACCCCAGGACAAACACAGCUUCUGCUUGCUUCACAUUGUUUGCUCCGGCAUCUCGAAUACCCUUCCCAUCCAAUAAUAGCUUCCCGCCAUAGUCAGACAGAGCGCCAAUGCCGGAAAGACAAGCCAUGUCAAGCUCAAACUCCCCGCCGUCCACCCUCAGCGGCUAUCUGGACCAGACCGUCUCGGCUCUGAGCUCUAUCGCGUCGUAUAUGCGACUGCCAGCUAUCGCCUCUACUGGCAUUGCAGCAGUCCUUACCUCUCUGCUCUACUUCAAGCAAAAAUCUCUAAUUUACCCUUCGCACAUGCCUCCCAACUCAAGAACGGAGGUGCCACGCCCAACACAAUUUGGUAUCAGGGAUUUCGAAGAGCUUGUCAUCCCAACUGAUGACGGUGAGAAGCUCUCUGCAUAUUACAUUCGUGGUCCGAAGGGGCACCCUAAUAGCAAUGUCACCAUGCUCAUGUUCCACGGUAAUGCUGGUAACAUUGGCCACCGCCUUCCCAUUGCCCGGAUGAUCAUCAACAUGAUUGGCUGUAAUGUCUUCAUGUUGGAGUACAGAGGCUACGGUAUGUCUACGGGCGAGCCGGACGAAGACGGCAUUAACGUAGAUGCCGAGACUGCGCUGCGAUACCUGCGCGAUCGGGCAGAAACAAGCAAGCACAAGUUUAUUGUGUUCGGCCAAAGCUUGGGUGGCGCUGUCAGCAUCCGCCUCGUCGCAAAGCACAACCGUGGCGACAUUGCCGGUCUUGUUCUUGAGAACACCUUCUUGUCCAUGCGCAAGCUUAUUCCCUCCGUGAUCCCCCCCGCCAAGUUUCUUACUCUGCUCUGCCACCAAGUCUGGCCCAGUGAGAGUCUUCUCCCCACCAUUACGAAUGUCCCCAUUCUCUUUCUGAGUGGUCUCCAAGACGAGAUUGUCCCGUGAGUAUAUGGUCUUUUGUUAUCCCUCUUUUUGAAACCCUUUGAUGCAUUGUCUCUGCACACACACCCCUCCCGUUCGCUUUUUAUGAUGAUCAUAUUCACCCACAAAAUAUGAACCCUUUGCGGCUCUGAUUUGACAAUGAAUACCAUAUCUGAACAACGCGAUAACCCGCAUCUUCAAUACCAAUCACAAAUCAUGCACUCGGAAACAUUACUAAUUCCUAAACGUGUAGGCCUGCACAUAUGCGUCAACUCUACGAGAUUUCUACAUCCUCGCACAAAGUCUGGAAACCCUUCCCAGGUGGCGAUCACAACUCCAGCGUUGUUGAGCCUGGCUACUUUGAGGCGGUGGCCGACUUUGUGAAUGAUGUCACCGAGUUGGAGAAGUCGAAAGAACGCUCGUAAACAUUUUAUUAUUUUUGCAUCAUCAUGAGACCCAGCAACGAGGCUUGGACGAGGAGGAGGGAAAGGGCGGCGCUGAGAAAGCGUCCACGCCCUUGUGAUUUGAUACCCACUUUGCCGUUUGGUUUUCGCAAACUUGCAUUUUCUUCUUUAGCAAGUAUUGUUGUUCAUCCCUUUUUUUCACGAGGCGUUACUUUACGAUUCUUAUCCAACGGUUGGCGCAUGCUCUUCUCAUACUUAGCAAUAGCAAAGCACCUCAGCUUGCGGGCGGCGCCACAUAUGCCGCUUCCCGCGAGCUUGUCCCGUGUGCACACCAUAAUCAAGAAACAAAGGGCUCCCGAAGAGGGUGGCUAGUUCAUUUCCAACCAACUGGCGUUCAUGGUUCCGAGAAAGUGACUGUAAAAAGGCUGUUUAAAUGCCUCUAUCGCGCCAUCCACAAUGCCUCUCAUCGCUGAGACAUGCAUGGCAGCCGUGUGGCGCAGAGAGAGCGCAGGGAGCCAUGUGACGUGCAUAGGAUCGCUUCCACUCCGCCAUUCGAUUAGUCGCGUGAUCUGUGCCGCACUAUUUUCCGCGGUACCAUGAUAGGAAGAGAUUUUGCAAAGGGUGUAGUAGACUAACAGGUGUGUGUGGGCUCGUAUGUUUAGUUGGACUACAGGCGGUGUGAUGGAUGUAAUCGUAGCGGUUUGUGAGCCGAUCUGAUAGUGAUGCUUGAUCAAGGCACAGAGAACAACACCAAGGUCAGAGAGACAGAUGGAAUUGCUUUCUGAGUUUUUUUAUAUUAAUUCGAGUUUUAAAUAUACCGUUAUUUUGUUUGAAACUGUGAACUUUUAUAUAAGUGUGAUGCGAGUAUACACAUCCAUGUGAAAUAAAAACCAAGCUUGCUUAGCAUUCAACAUCACCUCCCAGCGUAGACCAGCUUGAUUUCGAGGGCUCUAUCUUCUUCUUCUUCAGACCAAGGAGCUUUCGGCCGGAUCCUCGUGCAGUAGGCUCUUCAGGUAGUGCAGGUUCCUUGUUGGCAGCGCGGCCGGCGACUGCGCUCCAGCCAGACGUAUCCGAGUUUCUUAUAUCCUCGCGGCGAGUGAUAUGGUUGUCGGAAUCGGCGUGGCAUAGAAGAACAUUGCCAGCAAGCUCUAGACGGCGGACUGCAGUGACAACGUGGGACUUCAUAUCGGCCAGAGCUUUACCAACGCCAGCGGGAGACAGGAACGAGGAGUACUGCACCGUAGCGCGCAUGAGGACUUCGUCCGUGCCAAGGAACUCAAUGUGGAAAUUGAGAGAGGGCUGCUGGGAGAAGCUUGAGAUCAUGGCAGUUGUCACUUCGUCCAUGGUGAGGCCGAAUUUCGGCGCCGUUAGCAAGAUACCAUUGAACGGGUCCAGGGCUGGCAUGGGAGGAGGGCUGGGUCCUCUAGAAGCAGCGGCAGAAGCUGCUGCUUCAGCUGCCUGAGUAGCACGGAUCUUUACACACUGGCCGAGAGUCUUGCUGGGCGCAGAAACAAAUCUGGGGCCCUUGAAGACAACGACGUAGCGGUACGGUUCUGCGUCUUCGCUACGACCUUCAAGACCGUAGUCUUCGGCAAGGACGUGCAAGAACUGACGUUGAGUCUUGUUCAUGGGCUUGAAGCGUAGUCUUAUCUCAUUAGCAGCAUUGGCAAAGACGCGGAAUUCUCGCUCUUGGACUUCGCACCACGAGGUAGUGUCCUGGUAAAGGCGAAGAGUGACAUCAGCGUAGGGGACGUGGUCGUUCGCAUGGCUGGCUGGAUCGAUAUUGAGAGCUGCGGCAAGGCGCCUGUUUCGUUCAAGGCGAAGACAUUCGUCGUCGCACUUGAUCUCCAGGCGAGUUGGCUCAGGGUUAGAACUGCUUGCGAGGCAUCGCACUUCCUGUGUUCGGAUUCCGCAGGGGCAUGAUAUCGUGGCUUUUGCUGUGCAGGCAGCGGUUUCGUUGCAG